Molecule: messenger RNA, 2240 nt
Organism: Plectropomus leopardus (leopard coralgrouper)
Lineage: Eukaryota; Metazoa; Chordata; Actinopteri; Perciformes; Serranidae
Gene: thpo
Product: thrombopoietin
Biological process (GO): cell population proliferation
Cellular component (GO): extracellular region
Molecular function (GO): cytokine activity; hormone activity
Source: RefSeq, a predicted model, not a curated record
UCAAGCCUGGAUUCGGUGUCAGCUGUGUAAAUGGAGUCUUUCACAAUAAUAAAUCAUUAACCUUUUAGUCAGCAAGCAUGCUGUCCCCUCAACGCACCGAAAGUGAACUCCUGCCAAAUCAGAAGCAAAAUAGUACCGCUAAUAUCAAUGAAAUGCCUUUUACAGCCUAUAACAUUUUGAUGAGCUGCGCGGCAGGGAAGUUGGAGUGCAUCCUGCUCUCGGGCUAGAUAACAUUCGCACUUCCCACUGCUGAAUGAGAAGGUGGGAAAUCAAGUGGUGAGAAGACAAAAAGGACACACAGCUCCUCCACAGUGGACGCAGGGCGAUUUUCACCUGGCACAUUUCUUAAUGGAACAAAUGAGGAUUCAUCGGGAGCGGCCGAGCAGGGCAUGGCUUUAAGCAGACUCCUGCUGCUCUGUAUGGUAGCCUCUAAGUUGUGGGAUGCUGAGACCAAACCCAUAGAAUUUGUGUGUGAUAAAAGUGCCAGGAGGGCUAUGAAUAUUGUGGCAGAGCUGCAGAGUGCACUGAAUGACUGUGAUGGCUUGACGACCCUCUCCACACUGGUUCAGCUCCCUUGUACCGAACUUCAUGUAGCAUCCUGGGGAAACAAAUCACACCAGGAGAAGAGAGGAGACAUAGUUGCAUCCUUGAGGCUUCUUAUUGAAGGUGUGAAGGUUGUGAGGGCCCCAGGCCAGCCAGCAUGUGCAACUUCGCUACUGCAGAGAUUGGAGAACAACAUCAACAACUACCUGCUCAUUCUCACACACCUUCAGCUAAGUCAGGGACCAGCAGUGAGUCCAGCACUAUCUUGUGUUCCCCAAAGCACCUUGAGUCUGAGCAUGGUCCUGUUGAACUACAACCAGCUGAUCUCAGGCAAACUGGAGCGGUUUGUGGUGAACCUGGAAGACAGAUGUAUUUCCCAGUGACACAAGAACAACUUCAGUGGACUUAAGUUUCUUCACAAACUGAGGAAUGAGUUCAGAUGGAGAAUAACAAUCCACUGGAGCACAACAGCUGGAGAGAUUUGGAUAUUCUCCUCACCUUGUUGCCUUUUCAAGUUUCAAAUUUGUGAAAAGUUUGCUUUCGUAUAGUGUGACUUUUUAAUAGUAAAAGGAAGACACACACUCUUCUCUUUUGGUCAUUAAGAGGAAGUACAGCAGGAGGAAAGGGAAAUGAAGGACAGCAACAUGUGGAAGAUGAUGAGCAUCAAAGACGAAUGAAUGUAUGACAGGAUUGCAGUUUUUUUGUUUUAUGUUACAUAAAUCGCCUUAAAUUGAAAUGUCAUUGUAGGCCCAUAGAAUCAAUACAAGCCAACAAAAACAAUUCAUGUUUUUAUGCAACUUUUUUGCUCCUUACUCAGUGGUGCAAAGGUCUUGCAAAGUGGAUAGGAAUUUACAUCCCAGUGCAAAAACGGUUUUAUUUUCAUUCUUGUUUUUGUAUAAAUACUGCUAUACAGUCCUUGCGCAUUAGCUGAAUUUUAAAAAAGACACUUAGGGACUGUAAUUAAUUUAUCAGAGUACAGAGGUGUAUGGGGUGUGACUUCAGGGUUGUAUAUCAUGACCCUCCUUAGAGCUACAAAUAUUUUUCCUUGAGCCUCCCUGAGUGUCUGGGGGAAAAUAUAUCACUCCCCCUCCACCAUAAAAUACCCACAUUUCACCAUUUGUGGCUAUAAUAAAUGGUGUGAUUUUUUUUUAAAAGAUUUUGAAAAGAGACAUGCUUUUAAAAUCCACGUGUGGAUUUGUAGGUUCUGAGUUCUUUAAAUUAAAAACAUAAUACAACCAUUUAAAGUCAAAUUCCCCUCCUCUGAGCCAAAUCAAAAAACACAACUCCCUCCCCAGUGCUUAUAAUUAAAGUGCGCGGCCCAUUUUGUACCACCUCCCUCGCUCUGAUAAAUAACAAGCAGUCCCUUAGUAAAGAAUACUGUAGGCUGGAAAUCAUGGUGAAACAUUUUGGUAUGAAUUUAGUAACCAAAUAUAGUUUAUUCUCAAUGCACUUUUAGAUAUUUUCUUUGUUUACACUGUACAUUACAAAGAUUUGCUGUAGAUGUGUGCUUGUGUCUAUGCAUUGUUUUUCCAUUUCAGGAAAUCCACUUUAGAUGUAUUGGUGAAUUUCUUCAUGUAAAUAAAUAACCAGAGUUCGCAUUUAAGAGGACAUUUUUGCUACACUAUGUAUUGAAAUAUAAUGCUGUUUAUAAUACAAAACCUUGGCAAUAUGAUAAGCAAUAAACCUGAUUUCAUACA